Molecule: messenger RNA, 297 nt
Organism: Gongylonema pulchrum
Lineage: Eukaryota; Metazoa; Nematoda; Chromadorea; Rhabditida; Gongylonematidae
Source: the annotation of a GenBank genome assembly
AUGUUGGGAACACUUCAGAAGGAUAUGUCAAAGCAUGGUAUCAGCACAAUACCAAAAGGUGAUUGCGGUUCAUGCGGGAAACCGAUCGUUGGACAGCAUGGUAUCAGCACAAUACCAAAAGGUGAUUGCGGUUCAUGCGGGAAACCAAUCGUUGGACAGUGUGGCGAGGAGCUGGGACACCGGAAUUUUUUUGAACGAGCUGGUAAAGCAUAUUGCGAGAAUGACUAUCAUGACAUGUUUUCACCUCGAUGUGCAUACUGUAAUGGACCAAUCAAGGAUGUAAGCUUUUCCGCUUGA